Oryza sativa Japonica Group (Japanese rice) is the source of this 442-nucleotide messenger RNA. RefSeq names its product wound-induced basic protein. The record is from RefSeq and is a predicted model, not a curated record. NCBI's taxonomy places the organism in Eukaryota, Viridiplantae, Streptophyta, Magnoliopsida, Poales, Poaceae.
CGUGCUUAUAAUCUCCACCCUUCUACCCCAGUAUCCGGACACCCCGUGAAACCCUAGCGACUCUUGCCCCGGCGGCGGCGGCGGCGGCAGCAAAGGCGAAGAUGAUCUACGACGUGAACUCCCCUCUCUUCCGCUCCUUCCUCAGCCAGAAGGGCGGCGCCUCCUCCGACAAGAGGAAAAUGGAAGAGCAAAAGCCAAAGGAGCAGAGGCCCAAGGCCAGUGAGAACAAGCCUGUGAUGAAUGAAUGAAGGCUUUCUGAUGUGUUUGGUCCUUACAAGGAAUAGGCUUCAAUCAUGUGAUUCCUAGUAUGUUUCUGUACUGGUUCUGUUUAAGUGAGUUUGAUGUGAACCAUGUCUGGAACAUCUGAGAACUUCCCAGCUAUCAAUCUUUAAUUUUACAUCUGAGAACUUCCCAGCUAUCAAUCUUUAAUUUAGCUUGAUAA